This is a messenger RNA of Humulus lupulus (European hop), 2818 nucleotides long. RefSeq names its product J protein JJJ2. The coding region runs from base 293 to 2206 and encodes 637 amino acids. The transcript has 2 exons. The record is from RefSeq and is a predicted model, not a curated record. NCBI's taxonomy places the organism in Eukaryota, Viridiplantae, Streptophyta, Magnoliopsida, Rosales, Cannabaceae.
UAAAAAAACCCCGAAAUUAAGCAUGUUUUAACAAUUAUUUUUUAACACUACACACUGUUACACAUUACAAUUCGUCUCUUCGCUUCACUUCACACUACACUAUUUUCAUCGAAUGUAAGCCUCCUCCCUCGCUUGCUCUCCCCAAUCGCUGCCACUGAAUUUACUGACCGGCUCACUGCCGCCGUCGCAGCCUCCAAAAACACUAUCUGCGAUUCCGCUCUCUCAUUCUCAGCCUUAUUUUAUCUUUUCUCUAUCUCUGCUUCCGCCUCGUCUACUGUAGUAUCAGCCAUUAAUGGGGGAAGAAGGGGAGCAAGAAGCUAAGCGGCUUAAAGCGUUAGCAGAGGCUAAAUACAAGGCCUCCAACCUCAAAUCAGCUCUGAAAUAUGUGAAGCGAGCUCACCGUCUCUGCCCGAAGCUCGAUGGCCUCUCCUCCAUGGUUACCUCAUUUAAGAUCCUCCGUGCCGCUUCAAAAUCCACUACCCUUGAUUGGUACAAGAUCCUCCAGGUUGAACCCUUUUGUCAUAUUAAUACUAUUAAGAAACAGUACAAGAAACUGGCUCUCCUUCUGCAUCCUGACAAGAAUCCCCACCUGGGUUCUGAGGAGACCUUUAAGCUCGUGAAUGAGGGGUUUCGGGUUCUUUCGGAUAAGGUACAGCGAAAGGAGUAUGAUAUGAAGCUGAGAAUUCGGAUUCAAGAUGAAAAGAUUAAGGAAAGUGAGGAAUUGCCAGCAAGUAUUGAGACAUUCUGGACGGCUUGCUCAAGAUGCCGGCUUUCCCACCAGUUUGAGAGGAAGUAUUUGGGGCAUAAUUUGGUUUGCCCGAGCUGUAGGAAGUGCUUUGAGGCUGUGGAGGUUGGGAAUGGUGAGACUAAUAAGGACAAAGUUAGGGUUAGAAGUGAGAGGUUGAAGAGUAGGAAUUUGGAUGGUGAUGAGAGAAUUGCAGGUUGGAUCCCUAAGUCGAAACUGAGUAAGGUUGGAUUGGGAAGGAGCAAGAUGGACAGUGGUGAAUUGGGUAACUGGAGAGUGACAAGUGAGGAAUUCAAAAAGAAAGGUGGAGAUUUGAAGAAGGGAGUUGGUGGUGGUGAAUGGAGUGGUGGGAGAUUGAGGAAGAGAAUGAGUAGUGUUGGGGAAGUCAUGGAGAGGUCUCAACCAAAGAGGGCAAGAAUUGAUGAAGAAACGAUGACACUGGCUGAAUUACGGUCUGCAAUCAAGGGCAAAGCAAAGAAGGAAAAGUUGUCAAAAUUGAAGGUGAACAAAGAAAAAGAGAAGGCAAAAAAAGAGAAUGAAAAAAAGGAGAGGGCAAAGAAGGAGAAGGAUAGGGAGAGGGAAAAGAAGGAAAGGGAUAAUAAAAUAUCUGACAUUUCAAAGGAAAACAAGGAUUCAGAGACUCAGAGAUGCUCAUUGUUAAAGAAGAGCAAGGACAUAGGAUCACUGAAGAAUGGGGCUUUAGAUGAGAGUAAGGCUUUGUCAUUAGACGUGAAUAAAGUGUCAAAGAAAAGUCUCUCUGGUAUAAUGCCCGUAGAGGAUUCCGAUUUUUAUGAUUUUGAUAAAGACAGAGUUGGGAGAAGCUUUAAGCAAGGACAGGUUUGGGCUAUGUAUGCUGACGAUGAUGGGAUGCCAAGAGAUUAUGGUUUGAUCGAUGAAGUUGUUUCUGUGAAUCCUUUUGAGCUGAAAUUAAGCUGGUUAGAUUUUCAGGAUAGUGGAGACGAGGGGUUCCUUCGCUGGGAGAAAAUGGGUUUUCAUCUAUCUUGUGGGAGAUUUAAGGUUUCCAGGAAGACUUCUAUCAAUUCAGUGAAUAUAUUUUCUCAUGUUGUUGACUGCGAAAGGGCAGCUAGGGAGGUUUAUAGGAUUUAUCCCAAGAAAGGUUCUGUCUGGGCUCUUUAUGCUGACUCAACUUUUAGUGCUGAAGGAAGAAAUCUUACAAUUACAGACAGGCAGCGGCACUAUGACAUAGUUUUGUUCUUAACAACUUACAGUGUGAUGCAUGGUCUGAGCAUGGCGUAUCUUGAGAAGGUUGCUGGGUUCAAGACUAUAUUCAAGAGACGUGAGAUUGGUUCCCAUGCCAUUCGGUGGCUAGAGAAAGAUGAAGUUCAAUUGUUUUCACACCAAAUUCCUGCAAGGAAGCUCUCGGGUGAUGAAGCCCCGGAACUCUUGAAAGAUUGCUGGGAACUUGAUCCUGCUUCUCUUCCUGCAGAUUUGCUUUCAUGAUAGGGGAGAUGAGUUUUUUUUAUUGCAAUAUCACAGGGCUCCUUUGUACAGCUUUUUUCUUCGAUAGAGGGUUCCAGGAUGGCGAUACCCAGGUAAUUUUGACUUCUGUAGCAAAUGAGGGUUAUACAAUCAUAUAUUCUAUCCAUUUCACUGUCACCUAUGGGUUCAUAAAAAUAUGGCAUUGUAAGUGAAGAAAGAGGAUAUAAGAUUAAGCAUCGACUGUCAAUUGAUCAGAUUUUGACUAUAACGCACAUACAGACAUUUUGAUGUGUAUUGGUGUGUUUGGAAUAUACGGAUAUUGAAUUGCUGAAUCAUGUGAGAGUUGCAAGGAAUGUGUAGAGAUUGAGGUAGUUGAUAGCUGAGAUGAGAUCAUUGAUCAUUCUUUUUGUUUCCAUAAUGGUAUUGUACAGUGUUCUUUGUAGUCAUCACUAAACUAAGAAAAAAACUCAAUCCCACUCGGUACUUGAGGAAAAGGUUUCGUUUGUUAGCACUUCUGUCAGACUCAUGAUUUAAAAUCACAUUGUCAUUUUUAGCCAAAGAACUGAAAAGGGGAAAGAAUAGGGCCUUUAUAAAUUGUUCUGUAUAUUAUAAAGUGAAAGUUAUUGAGGAAAA